AUAUUUAAGCUCUGUCGACAUUGGUAUCAUAAAUGAGGAAGUACAAAAUAUUCACUCAUUUAAAGCAUUAAAAUGGAAAACUAGAAUUCAAUUGCAAUAAUUUGUCAUUGGCUAUGUUCAUAAUACUACAGUACAGUAUAAGAAUUUGUGGUGUUUGAAUAUUUCUCAAAAAUGCCACGUUUGUCAAAAUUUCAAGUAUAUUUGACAGUUGGUGAUUGUUAAAACGAAAAUGAAACUAUGAAGUAACAUCUGAUUCAUAAUCUAACUCCAUUCAUAGCAAAUAUCAAUAGGCAUUGAAUCAACAUUUGAAUUUUUGUAUUUGGCAUUCAUAGGAAAAAAAGCGCAUGAAAAUAAGUUCAAUGAUGAGGAUUUCAUUUAUCUGUUUCUAUUUUUAUUGUUUUGUUGCAUUGGGACCUACAGAUGGCUGCUCUAAUGACAAUUAUCAUUUGGUGAGACAUGGCUGGGGAUUAUCUUCAAACUGCACCAAAAUUCGUAAAAUAUGGCCAAAAAACUUGAAAAAAUGUCUCAUGUCAGCAUGUACAUUUAGCAGCAAUUUGGUCACUUUCAAAUAUGAGAGACAUGAAAAAUAUUCCUGCUUUUUGUAUAGAUGUCAAUCAAAUAAUGAUGGAACUCACUGGAAUUAUGGAUGGCAAAAGAAUACAAAUGGGAACUUGUAUAAUACACACGCUUAUGCUUUGCCACAUCCUUCAACAAAAUGCCACAACUCUUAUUUUAUAAGGAAAACUUGGUUAACUCAUAGAAAUGCCAGUGAACUUUGCCCCAAUAGAACAGCAUAUGCAGCCGUUCAUGAUCUCCAUUCAUGUAUCGCACUUGCAUGCCGUAAAAAGGCAGAUGCUUUAGAUUAUUUAGUUGACAUAGGAACAUGUAAAAUAAUGCACUGCAAUUCGGAAAAUGAGACUUGGGAAUACGAGGACUAUUUCUCAAACAAAUUGAGAGUGUCUGAUAAAAUGCUGACAUAUAUCUUAUCAUCACAUAUAAUUGAAUCCAAAACAACGAAAGCACCAAGAAAUUCUGAAACCAGAUUUACAAGGCAAAUCCCAAAAGUGACAACAAAUGCCAAUAUUAUCCAAGAAACUGUUAAUAAAACUUGCAAUUCCACGAAUGACCAAAUAGAAAACACUGGAUCGCAAAACAUGGAUUUCAAAACAUUUGCCAUAGUGAUGACUGGAACAACAGUUGUAUUCUUUAUAAUAGGCACUGUUAUAGCAGCAUACAUUGUCAUGCAAAAAUUCAAAAGAAAGAGUCAAACAACACCUAGAAAUAUCCCCAUGCGGUCUUCAGGUAUCUCAACAGUUAGAUACUCCCAGGCAUCAACAUAUAUUUCACCUUACACAGCAAUUGACGAAUCUAGGAUGCUUCAACUU
Owenia fusiformis is the source of this 1385-nucleotide messenger RNA. The record is from the annotation of a GenBank genome assembly. Lineage: Eukaryota; Metazoa; Annelida; Polychaeta; Sabellida; Oweniidae.